Messenger RNA from Tripterygium wilfordii, 1307 nucleotides. RefSeq names its product E3 ubiquitin-protein ligase BIG BROTHER-like. Bases 338 to 1081 code for a protein of 247 amino acids. The transcript has 9 exons. The record is from RefSeq and is a predicted model, not a curated record. Gene Ontology annotation, molecular function: ubiquitin-protein transferase activity; ubiquitin conjugating enzyme binding. NCBI's taxonomy places the organism in Eukaryota, Viridiplantae, Streptophyta, Magnoliopsida, Celastrales, Celastraceae. Gene Ontology annotation, biological process: negative regulation of organ growth; protein ubiquitination.
CAUUAUAUAUUUACCUGCGAUUUUCUUUUCUCUCUCCUGAACCUGAUCCCCUGAUCCAUUCACUUCUCUUCUCUCCCCCUGUCUCUCGGAUUCUUUCGCUCUCGCACAACACACGUACAUACAUACGCAUAAACGCGCACAUUUUCCCGAUAAAUUCUCGAGUCGCGGACAGUUUAUUGUUUCUUAGAAUUCGUUCAUUGUAGAUCAAAAUCGCAUAAUGAGGUGAAGUGAUUGUGGAGUAUUGGGGCGUUGCUUCAUUGGGAAUUGUUUCUAUCAACUUUGCAAUCAAUGUUUUAUCAAUUGAGCAACUUAUUAUAUAUAUCCUAGACAGUACAUAAUGAGUUGGAAUCAACAUAUGGAUGUCCCUUACUUCAACACCGGCUACCCUUAUAAUACAGCUGGGAGCCUUAUUGAAUAUUUUGAAGGCCUUACAUAUCAACAUGUAAAUUUCAUCUUUGAUGGUGCUUCACAAGUUCAGGACACUGUGUACCCAUCGACCAAUACAAAUUUCUAUAAGUUUGGGGCAUCGGAAUCUGGAACCAUCUCAUAUUAUGAUCAUUGUGAUCCUUAUGAGGUCAAUGAUCAUGAACUACAAAUCAAUGAAAAUAGAAGGCCUAUGCAGGACCCGAUAGUAACUAAUGAAUCAACUACUGCAAUAAAUACAGAAUGGGAAGGGAAUGUGACUGCUAAUUCACAUGACCACCCAAUAGAGUGUACGCGAAGACACCAUAGGUCUCGUGGUUAUCAGGUCGUUUGGCAAGAUAAUGUUGAUCCUGACAACAUGACUUACGAGGAAUUACUCGAUUUAGGUGAAGCAGUAGGAACUCAAAGUCGAGGACUUUCCCAAGAACUUAUCUCUUUGCUUCCAGCCUCCAAGUACAAGUGGCAAUUCUUCUUCAGAAAGAAAUCAAGAAGUGAGAGAUGUGUAAUUUGCCAAAUGGAAUAUAAACGAGGUGACUGGCGAAUCACUCUCCCGUGCAAACACAUAUACCAUGCUAGGUGUGGGUCCAGAUGGCUCAGCAUCAACAAGGCUUGCCCAAUCUGCUACACUGAGGUGUUUGGUGAUGCAUCUAAACAGUAAGAACAUUCAUUCAUGAACAUAAAAAAGAAGAUAGCCUUCAUAUGCUUACUUUCUUUGUUGGGUUUCUGUGUCCCUUCUCCAUACAAAAGUGUGCCUUAAUUUUUCCACUUUCUGUGUAGAAGCGCCAUUGAUUGGCAUUUGUAAUAAUUCAGCAUCGUGAAUGUUAAUCAGGAUGGAUGUUUUAGUGGCUGGACCAUUUCCUUUUGGAAGUUAUCUUCAUUCUUUC